ACAAAAACAUUCAUACACACACAAACACAAACAGAUACCAAAGAUUUUGUAUGUAAUUUCUCUCCUUUGAUUUCUUAUCCACAAGUAGAAGAAUGAAUACAUUCAAGAUAUCCUAUUUCAUUAUGGUACUCAUAGUGGUCUUAGCCAUUGCUAUAACACUCAGCGAACCGCUAAGGGUCGAGGCGAAGCAUCAAGACAAGAACAGUCAUCAAGAGAUAGCCGCUACUGCAAGGAACAAAGGUAGGAAACGUAUAGGUGCAGCAAUGACAUGUGACAAAAGCUCCAAAGUAUGUCGUCUCAAAGGCAGUCCAGGUCGUGAUUGUUGUCGUAAGAGGUGCGUCGACCUGAGAACCAACAAAUUGAACUGUGGAAGAUGUGGAAAAAGCUGUCAAUACUCGGAGGUUUGUUGCAACGGAUAUUGUGUAAACCCAAUGUUUGACAAGAGACACUGCGGAGGUUGCUUUAAGAAGUGUAAGAAAGGGAGAUCGUGUGCCUAUGGGAUGUGCAGCUAUGCAUAAAGAAAUAAUGCGGUAUAAAAGGUCAUUAGAAAGAAAAAAAGAAUUUUAAUUUGUUGGUUUAAAUUGGAUUAAAUUCAUAUUAUACAUACAGAUCGAAAUUCAAAGAUUAUAUAGCUAGCUUAAAUAAAGGUCGAGUACUUGCUAUAAAAGAUAGAAAGUCUUGUAAAAGUUUGUCAUCAUUAUUAUAUUGUUAAUUUUAUUGAUACGCCCAUGUCUCAUGCAUGUUAACAAUCCAAUGUAUAAUUAUUGAAUAAAGUUUGAAUUUAUUAACUA
This is a messenger RNA of Camelina sativa (false flax), 791 nucleotides long. RefSeq lists its product as uncharacterized. The record is from RefSeq and is a predicted model, not a curated record. Lineage: Eukaryota; Viridiplantae; Streptophyta; Magnoliopsida; Brassicales; Brassicaceae.